Messenger RNA from Cercopithifilaria johnstoni, 588 nucleotides. Lineage: Eukaryota; Metazoa; Nematoda; Chromadorea; Rhabditida; Onchocercidae. The record is from the annotation of a GenBank genome assembly.
GCUACUGGCAAUGGUUUUUCAUGCAAAACUGAUGAAGGAUGUACUUCAGAAUUAACUGCGCCACAUCUUCCAGAUGUUUACAAACUUUGGGAAUUACAUGCUCAUUGGGGAACAGGAAAGCAUUGCGGUAGUGAACAUUUCAUUAAUGGGAAAGGCUUUUCCGCCGAGCUACAUUUUGUUUUUUGGAACCAAAAAUACGGCGAAUUUUCUAAAUGCUUAAACAAAUGUGAUGGAUUAACAGUAUUGGCAAUUUUCAUGCAAGAAGAUUCCGAUGAUAAUGAAAAUUUUUCUCCAAUCAUCGAUGGCCUUUGCAAUUCAUUGGGUUGCUUAAGCAGUGUCGAUCUGAAGCCAAAAUUUGAUCCACUUAAAUUACUUCCAGCAAAGCUUUCCUAUUAUACCUACGAAGGAUCGCUGACUUCGAAACCAUUUCAUGAAUGUGUCAUAUGGACGGUACUGAAACAUCCCAUUACAAUAAGUUUGAAUCAGCUGGAAUUAUUACGACGAAUUGUUCCAAGAAAUUGUCGUUUUCAACAUCCAUUAAAUGGACGUCGAGUGAAACGCUCAUUCAAAUUUGUCAAAAAGUCCUAA